Molecule: messenger RNA, 936 nt
Organism: Cheilinus undulatus (humphead wrasse)
Lineage: Eukaryota; Metazoa; Chordata; Actinopteri; Labriformes; Labridae
Product: olfactory receptor 13H1-like
Exons: 1
Coding region: 1-936 (311 amino acids)
Biological process (GO): G protein-coupled receptor signaling pathway
Cellular component (GO): membrane
Molecular function (GO): olfactory receptor activity; G protein-coupled receptor activity
Source: RefSeq, a predicted model, not a curated record
AUGAAAAGCAACGUGACCGUGUCAGGGGAAAUCCUGGAGAUCCAAGGCUUCAGCAUCUCUCCUGAGUUUACUUACCCUCUGUUUUUCUUACUGCUGUUUGUGUACUUCUCUCUGCUUUUUUCCAACAUUGGAGUCCUUGUGCUCAUCAUCACAGAGAAGAGUCUGCACCAGCCGAUGUACAUGCUUUUCUGUAACCUCUCUGUCAAUGAUCUGAUCGGUAACACAGUCCUGCUGCCUCAGCUCAUGGCCCACAUCAUCUCCACAGAGCGCUUUGUCACCUUCAAACAAUGUGCUUUUCAAGCUUUUUGCAGCCACACGUUCGGCUCUGCUUCACAUAUGAUCCUUGUCAUUAUGGCUAUUGAUAGAUACGUAGCAAUAUGUCACCCUCUGAGAUACAGCUCAAUUAUGACCACCAGAACUGUCAUCGGACUGUCUGUGACUGCAUGGGGGGUGUCUUUGGUGCUGGUGUCUGUUCUUAUUGGUCUCACAGUGAGGCUGUCUCACUGUAGAUCUCUCAUUCAAAAUGCUUACUGUGACAAUGCAUCCCUCUUUAAGCUUUCCUGUGAAGAUGUAUCAAUCAACAACAUCUACGGACUCUUUUUCACCGUGCUGCUGUUCAGCUGCUCCAUCGGCGGCAUAGCUGUCACCUACAUUAGGAUAGCUCUAAUCUGCUGGAUCAAGAAGAACAAAGAGCUGAAUAACAGAGCGCUACAAACAUGUGCCAGCCACCUGGUUCUGUACGUCAUAAUGCUCUGGUCAGGUUUUUUGACUAUCAUAUUACACCGUUUCCCAGAUUACCCAGAUCUCAGGAAGAUUGCUUAUAUUUUAUUUCAUGUGAUCCCGGCAAAUUUAAACCCGGUUAUUUAUGGGAUGCAAACAAGAUCAUUAAGGGAAAAAAUUACCCAAAUACUGAAAAGAAAAGUGACCCCAACCUAG